AUGGCUGAACACACCUAUGCCUCUUUCGAUGACACCAUGGAGCGACCGACUCAGCGACCGCGUCUCUCCUUUACAUCAAGUGGUGACCCACAGGAAGAAGUACCGAACGAUUGGGAUCUACAAACGGCGCGGGCCCAGAACGACAACAAACUGAAAUCAAUCUUCGAGGGCAUUUUUGCGAAAUACAGCCAGGAUUUUACUGAGAUUGGCGAUGAGAUCGACUUGCAGACCGGAGAGAUCGUGGUGGAUCAUGGGCAUUUACUGGGCAUCCAGGAGGAAACCGACCCUGGAGACCAUGGGCAGACAUGGCAGUCCGAGGACGAGGAGUCUGAGGUCGGCGACGAGGAUCACGGUGCAGGGAAACAGGACGAAACCGAGGGCCUGGUCUUUGAGGAUUCAGACAAAGACCUAGACGACUCAUUCGAGUUUGAACGGGUGCAUUCGCGGAGUCCUUCCGUUUCGACAGAUUCUGCAUUGGCCGCGACUUCCUUCAAUCCCGAAGCCAGACCUGUCUCUGCGCAGCACGACUUGAAACCCCCUCCAGAGAACCCGGGCCCCGUAGACCCUCUAUGGCAGGUCCCUGAGAUUCCCCGACCAUUCGCAACGCCGACAGUGGAGAACAGACAUGCGCAAGUGGCGUUCUCCCCACGGCUUCCAACCCUCAACAUAGAGCCAUCUCCACCGGGCUCUCACUCGCUUUGGAGCAUUCCACGACGAGGGCGACCGCGUACAGAGGGCAAGCCCAGACUGACGCCGAGCAAAACCCGGCCUCGCCCGAAACGCAAGUAUCAUUCCAGCCCUGUGGCGUUCGAGGCGCUCGACUGGUCCUUCGCGCAGGCCCCUGCUAGCGACGACUCGGACGAUCCGCUGCAGGAGAACCAGCCAUCGCCCACACCAUUCAGGAAGGCCAUUGUUCGCGGCAGGAAACGCAUGCGCACAUCUCUUUUCCCCAAAACUAGCGACGACAACCGACCUGAACUUGAUCGCGAGUCGCCAACUGCCGAGGCUGGCCCUCAGCACCAAUCGGUUCCGAUGGCGAAAACACACCACGACCGUGAUGCCAGUCAUAGCCACGUGGAACAAGGUGACGCACAGGUCACGGUGGCAGGUGGCCCGGUCGACGUGCAAUCCGAUUCACCUGCACAUUCCAUCGCCACGCACGAUGUUGCGCCUGCAUCUGUACCUAUCCCCGUACCGUCACCGUCACCAGCACCGGCAGCAGUGUCGACACCAACCCAGUCUCGUAGUAGAGUGACGCCCGACGAGAUCAGGUUGUUUGUCCGCCUACUGCACGUCCAACGGAAGUCAUGGAAGGAAAUACAUGCUUCUUUGCCUCACCGGAAAAUGCAAGUCCUUCGUAACUGGAAUAGCGUGCAUUGGAACAAUGUGCGUGCCAACCCACCCCGGCUCACAGCUCCAUGGACAGGGGAUGAGUUGGAGAUUCUCGACCGAGUAAAGGAACAAUCGGGGAUAUCCUUCAAGGGGAUCCAAGCUGAGCUACCUGGUCGAUCCAGAGCGGAGAUCGAGUUUGAACUGCUACGUCGUUGGGUCGGGGAUGAAGUCUGGAAUAGCGAGCGGCGUACCACGCUUCUGUAG
Penicillium argentinense is the source of this 1596-nucleotide messenger RNA. RefSeq names its product Myb-like DNA-binding domain protein. The coding region runs from base 1 to 1596 and encodes 531 amino acids. The record is from RefSeq and is a predicted model, not a curated record. Gene Ontology annotation, cellular component: nucleus. The transcript has a single exon. Lineage: Eukaryota; Fungi; Ascomycota; Eurotiomycetes; Eurotiales; Aspergillaceae. Gene Ontology annotation, molecular function: protein heterodimerization activity; histone binding.